Molecule: messenger RNA, 1665 nt
Organism: Coccidioides posadasii C735 delta SOWgp
Lineage: Eukaryota; Fungi; Ascomycota; Eurotiomycetes; Onygenales; Onygenaceae
Source: RefSeq, a predicted model, not a curated record
AUGGAUACCCAGGCGAGGCCUUCACGGUCCAAAUACCGACCGACAAAGCAGCUCUCGUUCGAGCUCCGCGAGCACUGCGGCGUUUACUUCGAGGAACAACUAUAUUGCCAUGGUCUUAACCUCCUCCUGAGCCUCGUCUCCUCGGGCAGCGCAACGCCCGACGCGCCAGUUCCUUCACCACCGCCUGAAUUCCUCGCCGUCGCCGCGACGAUCGUCGUGCACCCGUCCACGACGACCCGAGCGAAAUCUGCCGAUAACAAGCAGGCCGCGAACAUCGCCCUGCAGCUGCUCCGGUUGACGAAUUCGCUGGUCGGCCCCCUGGCGGCGAAUUUCGACGCCGCGUUUACUUUUACCCAUUUCACCAAAUCCCGGUCCGGAGCAAGGCGGGCCGUGGCGGACGAUGGAGCGGAGAAGCCCAUGGAGAAGGAGGCGUUGAAUUUUGAGCUGGCGCAUCGCGGCGCUCUGUGGUCGCGCGCGGAGGACUUUUGGCAUGUUGUUGGCUGGGCGUUCAAUUGUGCCGUUUUGCAUCCGAGUCGGUGGCCGAGGUGGAGAUUGCUGUUGGAGUUUUUGUGUGAGGCCCUCGAGGCGGAUUGGAGGGAAAGAAUGAGGCUGGUCGUGGAGUUGGAGAGAGAUCCUGAGGGGGAAACAGCUGUCCGUGCGGAGUGCGAGAGGAUUCUGUGCGGCAGUUUGAUUUACCAGUAUUACAAAGCGACGUCGGGAGUGUCGAGUCCGGAUAGAAGGAUGAUGAGGGCUAUAUUUGCCGAUGGAACUCCUGGCUCGACGAGUGAGUUUCGAGAAGUUUUCCAUAAAGAGUUGCUGGAGCGCAAGGAGGAGACCGCUAAGCCGAGGAAACGGGAGGUCAACGUCAAUAUUGAUGAGGAGAUCUACGGGGACUACCUGGAGUGGGACGUCGACGACGACGAGAGUGAUUCAGUCCGCAACGAACUCAGGGAGACGUUGCCUACGCGCCCAAAGAGACAGAGGACAACAAAAGCCCGCCAUGCGGGUAAUGACGACGUCGACAAGAACUACGAUUUAUUAAACAGAGCCUGUUCCGAAAACCUGACCAUGCUCGGCGACCUGGACUCACUCGCUCUUCGCCAGCGCUUUCUGGCGAUCAUAUCCCGCGUCUCAGCCUCCAUCCCAGAUCAUUUCAUGAGUGUUGAUAGAUUAUACCUCCUUUACGUUGACUUCAUCCGCCACCUGCCCCUGCCCAUAUUCCAAGUUUUCGUCUCGCCUUCUGUCCUAUGUCAAUUCUCCGUCGAUGCCCAAACCACCCUAUGCGAGAUGCUCCUCGAGCGCCUCUGCGAAAGUAGGAAGCCUACCUGCCGAGAGCCAUACCUCACCCAGGACAAGUUGGAGUUAGAUUUUCUUCCCUACGCCGCGAGCACCUCCGAUACUAUCGACAACGCCAGGAUGUCGAUCUUGCUCGAGUCCGUGCUUCGUCUGCUAGCGGCGAGCGGAUUGCUACAGGGCGGGCCGUCAUUGAAGGAGGCGGUUGAGAUGGGAAUUGAGGCAAGGGCGGAGAAAGCGCUGAAGGAUACGAAGAUAGGGCAGAGUAAGAUGAAGGCAGAGGAGUUUGGAUGGACGUGGUUGAUUGAGAGUGGAGAGCGAUUGACGUGCCUGGUUGAGCGGGUUGCACCGCCUGAACCACCAGUGGAGUGA